Leucoraja erinaceus (little skate) is the source of this 3345-nucleotide messenger RNA. Its product is annotated as diacylglycerol kinase beta-like. NCBI's taxonomy places the organism in Eukaryota, Metazoa, Chordata, Chondrichthyes, Rajiformes, Rajidae. The record is from RefSeq and is a predicted model, not a curated record. Gene Ontology annotation, biological process: diacylglycerol metabolic process; intracellular signal transduction; lipid phosphorylation. Gene Ontology annotation, molecular function: ATP-dependent diacylglycerol kinase activity. Gene Ontology annotation, cellular component: plasma membrane. The coding region runs from base 1 to 1473 and encodes 490 amino acids. The transcript is spliced from 14 exons.
AUGGAUCAGGUGGGCUGGGCGGGAAUGUCCUUGCAUUCUCACCUCCGGAAGGUGGCGACUCUGUGCGUACUGCCCCAGAAGGGGUCGGAUUGCAAUGUACGGCAGAAUUUGACUGCGCCGGGGAGGAAAACAAGCUUUGCGCUGAAUCUCGGCACACGUGACACCAAUACACCAAAAAGUGCAGAGCAAACAAGUUUGACUAAAAUGCAAAGUUGCAAUCAUCAGGCGGCUGACAAAGGCGAAGGUACGCCAGGCAUCCAUUUUGCACAGAACAAGAUUCCACAAGAGUGGUCAGCGCAGGACAGGCAGAACAGCUUGAAGAAGAAAGAUGAUGACACUUCUUCACUGGAUGGGGAGAUGCCGAUUACCACUGUUGAUGGGAAAAUUCUCCAGAUAAUCCCAGUGCCCGACACUCACCCACUGCUGGUUUUCGUCAACCCGAAGAGCGGAGGGAAACAGGGCGAGAGAGUCUUACGAAAGUUCCAGUACCUUCUAAACCCAAGACAAGUCUUCAACCUCGCCAAGGAUGGGCCAAAACCAGGGCUGAAAUUCUUUCAGGAUGUCCCGAAUAUCCGAGUGUUGGUGUGUGGAGGCGACGGCACUGUGGGAUGGAUUCUAGACUCCACUGACAAAAUGCACUUUCCGGUCAAGCCCCCCGUGGCCAUUCUGCCGCUCGGGACAGGCAAUGACUUGGCCCGCUGCCUGAGGUGGGGAGGAGGAUACGAUGGGGAGAAGCUGACAAAGAUCCUGAAAGACAUCGAGGUGGCAAUCCCAACGCUGCUGGAUCGAUGGAGCUUCGAGGUGAUCGAGUCCAGUGAGGAGAAAGGAGAUCCUGUCCCUCACAACAUCAUUAACAACUACUUCUCCAUCGGGGUGGACGCUUCGAUUGCUCAUCGGUUCCACGUGAUGCGCGAGAAGUACCCGGAGAAGUUCAACAGCAGGAUGAAGAACAAGCUGUGGUACUUUGAGUUUGCAACCUCGGAAACAGUCUCUGCCACGUGCAAGAAUCUGCAGGAGAUUCUGGAGAUAGAAUGCUCUGGGACACUCAUCGACCUGAGCAACCUGUCGCUGGAAGGGAUCGCCAUCCUGAACAUCCCCAGCAUGCACGGGGGCUCCAACUUAUGGGGCGAGAACAAGCGAGGAGAGACCAAGCACCUGCCGAACAAAACCAACGCAGCCAUAACCGACCCAGAGGCCUUGAAGUCAUGCGUGCAAGAUCUGAGUGACCGGCUGCUGGAGGUGGUGGGACUGGAAGGGGUGAUUGAGAUGGGGCAGAUCUACGCUGGGCUGAAGAACGCGGGGAGACGGCUGGCUCAGUGCAGCGAGGUCACCAUCAGGACAAAGCGACUGCUGCCAAUGCAGAUCGACGGCGAGCCCUGGGUGCAGCCUCCAUGCACGAUCAAGAUUGCGCAUAAAAACCAGUUGCCAAUGUUGAUGGGUCCUUUCUCAAAGUCGUCCGGAUCGAAAAAGUGAGGUGGCAAAGACACGUGCUCCAAUCAUCAAAUCCUCUGAACCUAGCGGGCUCUUUGUUUCAUUGACUUCUUCAGCCCAUCGGACACCAUGUUACACGAUUUCCAAUUCUAUCUCCACCCUUUGCUUUUUUCGGAGCCUUUCAUCCGCAAGCUCUUCACUUGACAGCUGAUCCCAAGCCCUUCCGUCUACCUUUCACUCCCGUUAAUGCGUUGUCUAGGAAUGUAAGCAUAGCGAUCUACCGCGCUCAUCAAUCCAUUGAAAUUACGAUGCCUUUAUAUUUUGCCCUAACACACUACCCUAUAAUAGUUUGACUUACACUGGCAAAUAUCUGGAGUAUAUUCUAGGAAUCUUGCAUGCAAUUUACAGGUGCUAGCUCAUUGUAUACUCACUGAAGGUUGCUAUUAUAACUGAGAGGCAGCGAUAUCUUGGGAGAAUUUAUUUCAGCCUUUCCGCAAGGGGGUGGAGGGUGAACAGUGGCCAGACAAAUGGAGAGUUACGGGGCUGUCCCACUUGGGCGCCAUUUGCGAGGCAUCCUAAAAAUUGGUUGGCGGGCCGUGACGCGUGCAUGCCGCGCGGUGAGGCGUGGUGGCGCGGCGCCCCAGGAUUCUGGGAUUUUGUACAUUCCAAAAUUUUGGAGCGCCGCACGUCACUGCCUAGAACGCCACGCACCACGCGCGCGGCACGACACGUGAAUGACGGGCAAAUCCCAGUUGAAGUGGCGGGUCGAUCAGUAGAAUGGCCUCUACUCCUGCACCUGUUGCCUAUUGUCCCCAUCAGUAUAAUUGAGAAACGUUAUCAAACCCAGGCGAAACUAGGAGUGGUUUAAUUUCAUCAUCAUGUAUGCACGGCUUAACAGGGAGCGAGGCAUGGGGUGGUGCCUGCUUCACUGGUGGCACUGCCCUGCGAAUGAAACUGAACCAUUUUGAGUCUGAGGACAAAAAUGCUGGAGAAACUCAGCGGGUGAGGCAGCAUCGAUGGAGCGCAGGAAAUAGGUGACGUUUCGGUCGAGACCCUUCUUCAGACAUUCUUCUUCUUCUGAAGAAGAAGGGUCUCGACCUGAAACGUCACCUCUUCCUUCGCUCCAUAGAUGCUGCCUCACCCGCUGAGUUUCUCCAGCAUUUUUGUCCACCUUCGAUUUUUUCCAGCAUCUGCAGUUCCUUCUUGAACAUUUUGAGUCUGGGCUUGGUUGGUGAUAAGAGUUCAUUGUAAUAAACUGAAAGUAAUUCAUUGAUGGAACCCAACUUCCCCCCCCCCCCCCCAUCAAAAUCAGUAAGCCAGGCCUCUUCUGCCUCAAUGACCAGACAGCAUUCACGGACUUCUGAUUACAAUGGUGACCAGGAUCUCUUAACGUUCUUCCCUGCCUGCUUCUCUUUGUUAGCAGAGGUGGAACAGUAAGUAUUGGAUACAAGCGGAACUGGGAAGUGUAAAGACUGGGACACGCUGAGAAGGCAGGAGGGAGGAAAGAGUAUAGAAUCCCCCCCCCCCCCCACCCACCCACCCUCAUAGAGAGGGGGGAAAAAAAGCUGGAAAUCUGAAACAAAAACUGAAAAAAGAAGGAAACACUCAACGGGUCAGGCAGCAUCUGUGGGGAGAGAGAGGGAGAUGUUUCAGUUUGGUUCCCUGUUGCAUAUGAAAUGUGCGCUGUAGUCCCCAUGAGGACCCCACUUGCUCAGGCUGCGGCACAAGUCUGAUUCCCCAUCCCCCACCCAUGGCUAGCUGACUUGCAGGUGGUAAAGAUACUGGGAAGAAGCUUGAUGUAUUUUUGUAUCUGUAUAUUGAGGUAUGUAGAUGAUGGAGUUGUAUAGAUGUGCACACCUUAAACUAUUUUGUAAAUAUAAGAGAAAUAAAAAGCUUCGGAUUGCCAACUGACAA